Messenger RNA from Tympanuchus pallidicinctus (lesser prairie-chicken), 2115 nucleotides. Its product is annotated as drebrin-like protein A. The record is from RefSeq and is a predicted model, not a curated record. Gene Ontology annotation, biological process: regulation of actin filament polymerization; positive regulation of dendritic spine morphogenesis; positive regulation of axon extension. NCBI's taxonomy places the organism in Eukaryota, Metazoa, Chordata, Aves, Galliformes, Phasianidae. Gene Ontology annotation, cellular component: dendrite; plasma membrane; cortical actin cytoskeleton. Gene Ontology annotation, molecular function: actin filament binding.
CCGCCCCGCCGGGUCCCGCCCGGUGCCGCCGGUCCCUCCCCACCUCUAAGACCGGGGCGGGGCCGCGCAGGAGCUGCCGGGCGGUGCGGGGCGGUGCGGGGCCGUGGGAGAACCAUGGGGGCCCCCGGGCUGGAGCGGCACCGGCUGGCGCUGCUGGCGGCACGGGAGGACGUGGGCAACCCGCGGGCGGCCACCAACUGGGCCGUGUUCGCCUACGAGAAGCACCAUGACCUCAGGCUGCUGGACUCGGGAGCCGGCGGCGUGGACGAGCUGGCGGCGAAGUUCUGUGCCAGCAGCAUCAUGUACGGGCUGUGCCGAGUGCGGGACCCCGGCAGCGGAGCCCCCCGCGUCGUCCUCAUCAGCUGGGUAGGGGAGGAGGUGCCCGAGUCCCAGCGCCAGGCGUGCGCCGGACACCUGCCGGCCAUCAGAGCCUUCUUCAAGGAGGCCACCGCCGUGCUGAGCGCCCGUCGUGCCGAGGAGGUGACGCAGGAGGGGCUGAGCCGCGUGCUGGCACAGCUGGCCCCCGCCGCAGCCCCGAGCAGCAGGAGGAGCCCCCCGGCAGACGGCGAGGAGUUGGUGGGCACCAACUACCGUAAGACCAACCCGGCGUUGGAGAUCCGCCGCACCAAACGGGACUCCUUCUGGGCGCAGGCGGAGCGCGAGGAGGAGCAGCGGAAGGAGGAGGAGCGGCGCCGGGCGCUGGAGGAGCGCAGGAGAUGGGAGAGGGAGCGCAUGGAGGAGGAGCGCAGGGACGCGGCGGAGCGCGAGCGGCGCUGCAGGGAGAAGGAGCAGCGCAUCGAGGAGCAGCGGAAGGAGCAGGCGCGGAUAGAGGCGGAGGAGCGCAGGAAGGAGCAGCAGCGAUGGGAGCAGCAGCAGCGGGAGCACGAGGCUGCAAUGCGGGAUCGCUUCCGGCGCAGCGAAUCCAUUGAGAAGGCGGCGGAGGCGGCCGUGCUGGUGGCUCAGCGGACGCAGAACCCGCGGGACUUCUUCCGGCAGCGGGAACGCGCGGGAUCCGCCUCGGGCAGCACCUCGGGCACCGCGCUGCCCGCCGGCCCGCUGGGCACACGGCCCGGCGCCCGCCGCCCCUUCCUGCGGUACCAGCGCAGCCUGACCGAGUCCGCCUUCAUCUUCCGCCGCCCGGAGACUCCCGCUUCGCCCACCGCCCCCGAUCCCGGUGCCUUCCAGGCUGCGGCUCCCCCCAGCCCCCGCCGACCCCCGGGGACUCCCACCGGCCCGGCCGGGGUUGGGCCUCCGCACGCCGGUAGCCCCGUAGGGACGUGGCGCCCACCCUGUGCCGCCUUGGGGAGCCCCCCGAGACCCCCGGGGGCCGGGACUCCGUCUCCCAUCAGCCCCCCCGGGCCCCCUGCCGGCCCCUCCCGGCUGCAGAGCCCCCCCGGCCCUCCUGGAUCGGGGCCCUCAGACGGCACUCGCAGAGCGGAGCCUCUGCCCCCCAGCAGCGCUUCAGGGCUGGGCCCCCCCAGCAGCACCGCCGGGGGGCCGCCGCCCCUCAGCCCCCCCCGGCAGCCCCCCACCGGCACCGUGGAGGACGAGGCUCUGCCCCUGCCCAGCCCCCCCAGCACCCCCUUGGAUGAGGAGGGCCCCCCCCCGGGCACCCCCCCGCUGCCCAGCCCCCCCGCGUGGGGGGCUCCGGAGCUGCCGGUUGGGCCGGGCGAGGGGGUCCUGAGCCCUCGGGAGGGCCCCCCUCCACCUGGGCUGCCCCCCGUCCCACCGCCCCCCCGCAGCCCCAGCCCCCCCGGCCCGAAGGAUGCAGCACUGCCCUGCGAGCUGCAGCAAGGGACAGCUGGGGAGCACCAGGCGGAGCCGAAAGUGAGCAACGGGGGGCAGAAUGGCCUUGGGGACUGGGCACCGCCUUGGGAGCCCCCAAAGCAGGGCGGCGGUGCCACCAUCCUGCCGCAGCCGCUGCACAAAGCCAAGCCAGGUUUCACCCAGCUCCUGACCCCCGGCGCCUCCCCCCCGCCCGAGGACAAGGAGUUUCCCCCCCACACUGUGUAGUUCGGGUUGGGGGCAGCAGCUCUACGCCCCCCCGCUGCUCUCCACGCACCGCGCGGCCGGGGCUGCCCCGCACCUCACCCCGCAGCCCCCCGGCGCCGCGCC